This is a messenger RNA of Esox lucius (northern pike), 3470 nucleotides long. It is a transcript of the gene adgrg4b, whose product is annotated as adhesion G-protein coupled receptor G4. Gene Ontology annotation, biological process: adenylate cyclase-activating G protein-coupled receptor signaling pathway; cell surface receptor signaling pathway. Gene Ontology annotation, cellular component: membrane. Gene Ontology annotation, molecular function: G protein-coupled receptor activity. The transcript is spliced from 26 exons. Lineage: Eukaryota; Metazoa; Chordata; Actinopteri; Esociformes; Esocidae. Bases 355 to 3060 code for a protein of 901 amino acids. The record is from RefSeq and is a predicted model, not a curated record.
UAAUUUCUUUCAGCCUGGUCUUUAUAUGAGGUUAAAUUGAAAAUCACCAUCAUCCGUUCAGAUGGAGACAGCACAGAUGUAUACAAGGCCAGAGACCUGGCACAUCAAUGGCUCAGAUUGGUAUUACCACUCAGCACAUAUCAUUUGUACAGAGUCUCCGUGGUAGUGUCUACCAGUCCAUUGGACCAUGCUUACAGUGGCGAUGAGACAAAGUUGGAAGAAGAGAAAGCUGUGCAUAACGCCCCACAAGCUGCAAGCCACUUUGAAUGCCUGGUUCACCUCAAUGUGAUCCCGAGCUCCGAUGUCAGUUCAGUGCAGAAAGAAGUCUCUCAGCUGCUGAACACACCUCAAAUCAUGGAAAAGACACAGCUUUUGGCAAACAGCAAAAGCAUCCAAGUGAAUGCAGUAGAGGACUUUCCCCCAGCCACUGUGAGUCCCCUCAUCACCUCAACUGUAAACCUCAGUGCCACCACUGAUUUCACACCUUCAGACAUACUUUUUGAGGUAAAUGGGAACGUGACCUUUACCGGCUCCUGUGAUGAUCCUGGACUUUCUGUCAUUACAUGGCUGGAUUACAUUCUACCGCCUGAGAUGUCUCUUCUGACCUUAAAAAUUAUUGGAAAAACAUACAGAGGGCCGCAUCCAACACCACAACCAGACAGGGUUGAUUCUAAUCAGCCUUCUGUGGUCAACAUUUCAAGAUACGGCUGCCUGUUCCAACUGCUGGUGACAACAACCUCAAGCCAGGAGGAGACAAAGACAAAAAUCCGUAACCUCCUGGAGGCGGAUUACACAGAUAAAGUCAUAACCAUACUACUGCAUUUUAAGGACAUCAAUAUUCGUCAUAUUGCGCUAGGGAAUUGUAAUAAGACUCGACACCAGACCCGACAGGGCCUGUUUGAAUGGCCGAUCACCACGGCUCUUCAGACUGCUAAGCAGCCAUGUCAGGGAGACCGCAACAAGACCGCUAGCAGACAGUGUCAGUUAGGUUAUCCAAUCAUUUGGAUGCUUCCAGAUCUGAAGCAGUGCCCAUUUGUGGUUGAGACCAUUCCGGACCUAGACAAAAUUGAAGUUACUCCUGAAAAUGCUAUGGAUGUGGUGGAGAUGAUCGAGAGCCUGCUGAAGGAUGAUCCAGACCUUAACUGCACUGAACUUGGCACAAUUCUGAAUAAACUUGAAGAAAUUGUUUUCAUUAGCUGCAUGACUCCUCCACUUGGAAAAGCUAUCAUCGACAUAAUCUCAUACAUCUUGGAGUCUAAAAGCCACCUACAGCCUGUAACCAACCAAAUCCUGAACAUUACAGAGAUGGUUGGCGACAAGAUGUCUUGUGUUGACCAGACAAAUUACACUUUGAUUGCUUAUGGUUUAGCGAUCACUGCGGUCAAUGUAGACCCUGUUAAUUUUCAAAGCCUUACUUUUGGGGUCUUGUUUGCUUCAGAGAGCCUAAACCCUGAGAUUUAUCUCAACAAGGAUCCAUUCCAGGGGACGGUUGCAUUCAUCUCCCUACCCUCAGCUUUGAAGUACAGCUUUCCUCAACACAGUGGAGCCCAGCCCCGAAUUCAGUUCCAGUUUUAUGGAGUCCCAACUCUCUUUAUGAACAACCAGACUGAGAAGAUCCUGAACACAUUUGUGGUGUCGGCCAGUGUCACCAAUGCCAGUGGUCCAAUUAAGGACCUGGAGAAGGAUGUUGAGGUGACGCUGCAUCACCUGCAGUCAAAUCCACUUGGCAAAGAGGUGCAGUGUGUUUACUGGGACUUCAAUCAAAAUGAAGGAAAAGGAGGAUGGAACCGGAAUGGAUGUAGGCUGCACAACACCAGCGUUGACUACACUACGUGCCUGUGUGAUCACCUCACUCAUUUUGGAGUACUUUUGGACAUAUCCAGAACGCAAAUCGACAAACAAAAUGAGGGAAUUCUGACCCUAAUCACUUAUCUGGGCUGUGGCGUGUCUUCUGUCUUCCUGGGAGUCACCGUGCUAACAUACACAGCAUUUGAGAAGAUCCGCAGAGACUACCCAUCCAAAAUCCUCAUCAACUUGUCUCUGGCUUUGCUGGGGCUUAAUAUGGUUUUCCUGGUGAACUCCUGGCUGUCCUCUGUGGGCAGUUAUGGGCUCUGUGUGGCGGUUGCUUCCGUGCUGCACUACUUCCUGCUGGCCUCUUUUACAUGGAUGGGCCUGGAGGCUGUGCACAUGUACUUUGCUUUGAUCAAGGUCUUCAAUGUUUACGUGCCCUCCUACAUACUAAAGUUUUGCACUCUAGGCUGGGGCAUCCCUCUGGUAAUAUGUUGCUUAGUUCUGGUUUUAAAGAGAGAGUCUUAUGGCAGCUCUCUCAACAGCAGGUCUAUGGAGCCGCUAGUUAACUCUGAGGCAUUCUGCUGGAUCCAGGAUGAGGUGGCUUUUUAUGUUUCUGUUGGGGGCUACAUCCUGCUGGUGCUGCUGUUCAACACGGCUAUCUUUGUGGUGGUCCUGGUUCAGAUCCGCCAUAUGCGGGUUAAUCACCCGGUCGGCAAUCAGAGUAGCCUCCUUCUACAGGACCUGAAGAGGGUGUCUAGCCUCACCUUCCUGCUGGGUCUUACCUGGACUGUGGCUUUCUUCGCCUGGGGGCCGGUGAAGGUUCCCCUCCUCUACGUCUUCUGUAUCCUCAACAGUCUGCAAGGGUUCUUUGUAUUCCUGUUCCAUUGUCUGAUGAAGGAGAAUGUAAGAAAGCAAUGGAGAAUCCAUUUGUGCUUUGGCCGCUUCAGACUCCAGGACUACUCUGAGUGGAGCCAGACAGCCACAGCUGCUGCUAAACCAAGGCUUUACCCUCCCGUGCGCAUGCCCUCAGUAAGAUCCAUCAAGUCCAGUUCAACAGACAGCACCUCAGCCUCUUCCAACUCCAGUCAAAGACAAGUGUCCAUCAGAAGACCAAACCUGGACCUUGUGUGUAAGAAAAGUUUGGCAUUACCACGUGUCCAACUUUACUCCACUCCUCUUCCUGAAAAGAGUGCCCUUGUCCCAGAAGAGGCAAACACUGAGACUUGGCAAUACAGAUCUCACCCAAGACAACGGCUACCCAUUCCUUAAUACAGUAGUGUUUGUAGGAAUGUUAAUUUGUGAGAAUUGCAUGAAGAGAAACAAAGAUUGUAAUAAGAAGUAACUUGUUCAAUUCUUUUGUGCCAUCAGAACACACAGACUUACUUCUGUGAAUCAUGGCAGCUUUUGCUUUCACUUAAUCUGGGUUGUGAAUGCACUUCACAUCUCCCUAAGAGAGUAGCUUAAAAUAUAAUAAAGCACAAUGUAGGCCAUAAUAUAAAUAAAAAAAUGUAAUGUCUGCUGUGGAGCAAAUUAAAAUAAAGUGAUUUGGGAUGAUGUUUGGGAUGAUGAUGCCCUGAUGUCCAGAACCAUGCAUACUGAUGACUAUGAAUAUGACUAAGUAUAAUUGCAAAACUGAAAAUAAAUUAAAUUGACUGCAACCUUUUGAAAAUAGAAUUGUG